AGUUUCACUUGUUGUGGUGUACUUUAAAUCGGAAUCAGCGCACGGAGGACAGCAUGAUUUUUGUAGGUGUAAUUCUCUGUUUGGUUAUCGUUGUGGAUUCUAGUCCUUUGGUCAAUCCUSGUGGUGCAGAUGACGACAAACAGGAUGGAAUCCUCGACACAAUCAUAAAAGUCAAUAAAGACAACGAUGUCAUCAACUUGUAUGAAGGAGAUAUUGCAUUAUCUCUUCGCGACAAUGUCGAUCUACGUGAAACAGGCGAUGUAGACGGGCCACUCCCUGGUUCUCAAAUAGCUAAGAAAAAUGCUGUUAGAUCAAGAGAAGUACUUUGGAAAAACAAAAUAGUACCCUAUGAAAUCCAAGUCCCCGCCGACUACAAGCCGACUAUAAACGCUGCUAUUGAUGAGUUUCACAAGAAAACAUGCAUUCGAUUUGUACCUCGUACCAAUGAAAAACAUUGGAUCAGGUUCAUUCAAAGUCGAGGGUGCUGGUCGUCUGUUGGUAUGAAAUACUGGCAAGUAAAUAAAGGMCAGGAUUUAUCGCUUGGUCGGGGUUGUAAUCAUAAGGGAAUCAUUAUGCAUGAGCUACUACACGCCUUGGGGUUUUGGCACGAACAAUCACGACCUGAUAGGAAUCAAUACGUUGAGGUUUUGUGGGAAAAUAUCAGAGCAGGCAGAGAACACAAUUUUAACAAGUACAGCCACGGUAGAAUCGAUACUUUAAAGAGAGCAUAUGAUAUGAAUAGUAUCAUGCACUAUGGAAACAAAGCGUUCUCCAAGAAUGGCAAACCUACACUGCUUGGCAUUGGACAAAAUAAAAAUAAAAAACUUGGUCAGCGGAAUGGCUUCACAGCGACGGACAUCUUUGAAGUCMAUGCCUUAUAUGACUGCAAAGGUUCGUCGUCCAAAGGYUGGAGUUCAUGGAGCGGCUAUGGACCAUGUUACAGCAAUUGUAARAAAAUACGUCAAAGAUUCUGUACUUCUAUUAAUAAGACCGAGUGUCCUGGUGCUAACAAACAUGGUAUACAGAAUCAAUAUAAAGUUUGUCCUGCUUCUGAAUGCUAUGCCCCUGUUGAUGGCCAUUGGGGAAGAUGGUCUUCAUGGAGCCAAUGYAGUGUAACUUGUGGCAGCGGUAGUCAUACAAGAACACGACUGUGUAAUGAUCCUCAACCCAAGAAUGGAGGUAAAGCUUGUGUCGGAAGCAACAAAGGGACGGGAAAAUGUGAACAACGAAGGUGUGGACUAGGUCGUGAUGAYUGCGAGUUUGAAGUAGAUGCGUGYAUGUGGUCUCAAGAAAAUCCCAGAAACGCUUACCGAUGGUAUCGCCAAUCAGGAAAAACGACCAGCCAAGAUACAGGACCGAAUGGCGAUGUUUCAAUCAACAAAGGCGGUAAAGGGAUUUAYGUCUAUGCCGAGGCUUCAUCUCCGGUUAAGGCAGGUCAAGUCGCCAAGCUCCAAAGUAAAGUGUUACCCUCUGUUCCUAAUGGACGGUGUAUUCAGUUUGCCUAUAGUAUGUAUGGAUCUGGUAUUGGAGCUUUGAAUGUCUAUGUCAUUGAYGCUAAGAAUGGAGCAAAGUCAAAGAUAUUUUCAAAGUCAGGUGAUCAAGGACAAGGAUGGCGUAAAACUAAUGCAACUAUUGACAGUAUGCAUGACUAUAAG
This is a messenger RNA of Exaiptasia diaphana, 1655 nucleotides long. RefSeq lists its product as uncharacterized. Gene Ontology annotation, biological process: proteolysis. Lineage: Eukaryota; Metazoa; Cnidaria; Anthozoa; Actiniaria; Aiptasiidae. Gene Ontology annotation, cellular component: membrane. The record is from RefSeq and is a predicted model, not a curated record. Gene Ontology annotation, molecular function: zinc ion binding; metalloendopeptidase activity.